Messenger RNA from Tauraco erythrolophus (red-crested turaco), 953 nucleotides. The record is from RefSeq and is a predicted model, not a curated record. Lineage: Eukaryota; Metazoa; Chordata; Aves; Musophagiformes; Musophagidae.
GAUCUAAGAAUACGAGCCAGAUUACAACAAAUGGGGAAAAUGAAGGAACUACCAAAAUUAUUGCACCUUCCCCUGUGAAAAGCUUUAAAAAGAUGAAAAAUGAAAACAGUCCAGAAACCCAAAGAAGUAAAACAAGCACACCGUGGGAGGAAAAUGGCCCACAGAGUGGGCUGUAUAAUUCUCCCAGUGACCGCAAUAAAUCGCCAAAGUUUCCUUACUCUCGUCGACGGAACCCAUCAGGUGGCAGCGAGAAUGAGUCUGGGCAGCCAGUCCGGAGGAGGAAAAAUCAAAACAGUGGCGAAGAUUCAGAUUUAAAGCAAAGGAGAAGAUCACGAUCUCGCUGUAACACCAGCAGUGGCAGUGAAUCUGAAAAUUCCAACAGAGAGCAUCGAAAGAAGAGAAACAGAUUACGGCAAGAGAAUGACAUGGUUGACUCGGCUCCUCAGUGGGAGGCUGUACUACGGCGACAAAAGGAGAAAAACCAGGCGGAUCCAAACUACCGGCGAUCCAGGCACAGAUCUCGAUCGAGAAGCCCGGAUGUACAAGCUAAAGAAGAACUGUGGAAACAUAUUCAGAAGGAGCUUGUGGAUCCCUCUGGCCUGUCCGAGGAGCAGCUGAAAGAAAUUCCAUACACUAAAAUAGAGACUCAAGGCGACCCAAUUCGCAUUAGGCAUUCACAUUCCCCUCGAAGCUACCGUCAGUAUCGGCGGUCCCAGUGCUCUGAUGGUGAAAGAUCUGUCCUGUCUGAAGUGAAUGCCAAAAAUGAUCUGGUGCCUCCACUGCCUGUUACACGAUCUUCAGAUGCUAGAGGGCCCAGCAUUCAACAGAGACAGAAUGGUUCUAAAGACAGCCUAAUAGAAGAAACAUCUCAGCUAUCCACUAACAUCGAUGGAAAAUCCACCACUAAGAUCAUAAAAACUGUUCAGGUGUCACGCUUCAAGGUGGAAACUUGA